GCGUCAGGUGGCUGAGUGGUGAAUAAACCAUAUCUUCUGUCAACGUUUCAAGAACAAUCUCUGCUCUCAUCCUUAGGGCUGCUAUGUAAUAAGUCUGAUCCUUUGUAGCAUGCUUGCCGAUGGUAACUGCAGUUCGUGAGUGCACUACAAGGGUUUAUAUUUGUUAUGCAGCAGUCCCGAGGAUGAGAGCAGAGAUUUUUCUUGAAACGUUGGCGGAAGAUAUGGUUUAUUCACCACUCAACCACCUGAUGUGGCCCGUAAUCCGAGAGUCUUUCCUCAAUCAUGUGCAUGUAAUGCUGCACUCAUGCAGUAAUAAUGGUAGAAGUGGGUAAGCAACUGGUCAUGAGACAAGUAACAAAAGUGAGGAAUACAGAGCUUGAAGAUUUCUGUCUUCUGGGUUGUUGCGCCGUGUAGUCUGGUCGAUGCUAACCAACGUUUCAGAGGUCAUACUGCCUCCGUCAUCAGGGUGAUGAAUAUGCCAAUAGGGUGUGUGGGGCUAGGUUUAUAGGGCCGGAAUGUGAGAGGUGUAGCCUGCCCCGAGCCAAUGGGAGCGCGUGGGCGAGUGUGGGAGAGCUAGAUGACUGGACAUACAGUGUUACCACAUGUCAUGAGGGUGGAUAAAGACAACACUGUCCUGUAAAGUAAGGAGGCAUAGAAGUGGCUUCCAGUUCUGACAUUAACUGUUAUGAACCCUGUGACAAAAUCUAUUGACUGUUGAAGUACUUUUGUCAAGGUGAAAUACACAACAAAGUGCAUGCCACAACUGACAGAUGAGAGCUUUGUUCUGGCUAGGUGUAAUUAGAAGAGAAUAUAAGAACAUUGGUGACAACACAGUAAGUACCUGUACUCCAUCCUUUUGGAUCCACAUACCUUUGUGAAAUUGCCAUAAUGACCUACUUUAAAGUACACAGAUAAGCAGACUGGAUGCUGAAGAUUCACUGUGCCUCAUCAUCAGCAAGCCACCUCUUUGUAUAAUGAAGGCGUAAUUCUAAAUGUCACAUUAAUGAAUUCAAUUCAGCCAGUAUUAUCCAACUUAGAUUCUGUCUUUGGUGGUCACAACAUAUAAAUAAACAGAGAUAAAACAGAUGAGUCUGUAAGUGGUCAAGAACUUUGUGAAAAGAAAAUAAGCUCUGGUGAACUAAAUUCUUCCCAUGAGAAGAUGUCAGAAUCUGUAUCAUUGGAAUCACUAAACUCAGGAAGUAGUUCUGGUGACCAUCACAUAGGAAUAAAUAAAGACCAGCCCACAAUAAGUGCUCAUCAUAGAAGAACUACAUUAUUGAAACCUGAAAUGUACAAUAAUGAAGCAGAAUUUAAUGAACAGAUGUCAUUUAAGAAUAAUGAAAUUCCUGUAGGAGAACCUGGCGAAGAUAACUUGGCAAGUAUGUCACAAAACGGAGGUAGUGGAUUCUGGAAUUGCCAUUUCUCAGACUAUAAAAGUGCUGCACACAGAUUCAUGAUUUGGAUGUCACAUCUUUGUGUAUUUGUUUAUGUCAUAUCUGCAAUUAUAUUUUGGAAAUUUCAAGAGGACCGUUGUUUGAAAUGGUGUGAUGGACUAGGGAUGCUUAUCAUUAUUGUGGUGCUUAUAUAUUCUGGACUUGCAUAUUUCCACAUAAAAAGUCAUUAUGGAAAUGCCUUGUAUAAUAAUGUUUUUAAACUAGUGCAUAGGUGGUUGAAUCCUGCAAUGGAACAUAGAUACAGAAAGACAGUGAUAUGCUUCUUGCCAUUCAUUGCAAUAGGUGUGUUUCUUGGUAUUGAUACUAUUGGAGACAGUGAAAGACUUAUAUCAUGUCUUGGUAUAGUUGUGAUCAUGGGUCUGGGAUUUAUAUUCUCAAAAUCUCGUUCACAGAUACAAUGGUAUCCAGUCUUAAGUGGUCUACUUAUCCAGUUUUUACUUGGUCUGGUCACCAUUCGUUGGUCUAUUGGUCGCAAUAUCUUCCACUGUAUUGGUGACAGAGUAGUUGUAUUCCUUGACUAUAGCAAUAUGGGAGCAAGAUUUGUUUAUGGCAGUGAUCUCAUUGAUAAAGGCAUAUUUGCAUUUCAGCAAGAUGGGGCUCCGCCACACUACCACCGCCUCGUCUGCGGCUACUUCAAUCAGCAUUUGCCACAACGUUGGAUUGGACGCAUGACUGUCAAUGACCAUGCGCUGCUUUGUUGGCCACCCCGAUCACCUGACCUGACACCAUGUGAUUUUUUCUUAUGGGGGUCCACAUUCAUAAAUUACAACAUUUGCUCACUCCCAUCUAAAGAUGAUACUAAACUCAGGAUAGAAACAUUCAGACUUAUCUUUGACUUAACAUAUUUGUCAAUGUCAUCUGUAUUUUUUCUGAGCUUAGUGGUGCAUAUUUUGUACUAUUACGGUAUCAUGCAAUGGAUUGUCAUAAAGAUUGGAUGGCUUAUUCAAGUCUUAAUGGGAACCACUGUCUGUGAAUCAGUCAACGCAGCUGCAUCUGUCUUUCUUGGCAUAUCCCAGGGACCUCUGUUGUUGAAACCAUAUCUCAACGAUCUUACAAAGUCUGAGAUGCAUGCCAUAAUGACAGCAGGUUUUGGUACUAUUGCUGGUACAGUUUUUGCAGCAUAUAUUAAUUAUGGAAUCUCAUCUGCUCACCUCAUAACAGCAUCAGUUAUGUCUGCUCCAGCUGCCCUGUGUUAUUCUAAACUCUUAUAUCCUGAAACAGAAGAGAGCAAGAACAAAGCUGAAAACAUUACACUAGAAAAGGGUGAUGAAUAUGGUGUGCUGGAUGCAGCUACGAAAGGAACAAUGACUGCUCUCCAACUAGUGCUAGCAAUUAUUGCCAAUAUUAUUGGAUUUCUUUCAUUUAUUACAUUCGUGAAUGGUGUUCUCUCCUGGCUUGGCAUACUUGUGGGCAUAGAAGGAUUAACGUCUGAGUAUCUUAUGGGGAAAGUUCUUAUCCCAUUGGCGUGGGUGAUUGGUGUAGAAUGGAAAGAAUGUGAGGAUGUCGCUCAACUCAUUGGAGUGAAGACUGCAAUAAAUGAGUUUGUAGCUUAUGGGCAGCUUGGGAAACUUAAGUUGGACAAGAAACUUUCGCCACGAUCAGAAAUGAUAGCAACAUAUGCUCUUUGUGGAUACUCAAAUUUUGGUGCAAUUGCUAUUUCAAUUGGAUCUUUGAUACCAUUGGCUCCCAGUCAGAGGAAAGUUAUAACUGAAGUAGCAUUUCGAGCUUUCAUUGCGGGCAGUGCAACCUGCUUUCUUACUGCUUGCAUAGCUGGAAUGCUAAUGCCAAGUCACUACGUCCUUGAUAACACUACGCAAGUUCAUAAUGCAUCAACUGAAGUGCCAUAAUUUAUAAAUGAAUUUCAUUUCACUGAAUAUGAAUAAAAAGAACAAGAAUAUGAAACACUUUGAUUGAAAACCAUGAAAAGGAAGAGUAAAGUAAGAAGUUGAUUGUACUAUUUGGGGUUUUCACAGUGCUGAGUCUGAAGAUGGCUGUCUUCAGGGUUGUUGACCCAUGUAGUCUGGUAGAAGUUUACCAAUGAUCUUUAACGUAAAUACAGCAGAAAAUAACACACACAUAUAUCUUACAUCAAAUAUUUUAUUUUGGUAUUGCAUAACAAAAAAUACUACCAAGAAUGUUGAUUUCCCAUACACAAAAAUUAAAUGCACUAGCUUUUGAAAGGGAAGUGGAGGGAUUUUAAAUAUUCAACAAAAAUCUAUGAAAAAUAUGGCAGGUGUGUUACUCAAACAGUAUUAAAGUAAUUCAACAACCAAAUGUUUGAAAAUAUUACAGGCAGGCACAUGAAAACCAGAUUUAUAUCUGAAACCAUACAUAUAAGAUAGGAACUGCAUUCUUUCCUUCCUGCAAUCUCACCAUAACCCCCAAGUUAACCUAAAAUCAGGUGUUUUAGGUAAUGUCUUUAUAAACUGCAAUGGCAUACUAAAUCAUAAUACAGGAAGCAAGUACAUUCACUAAGUAAUUCCAGGUACAGUUUCAUACAGAUAAAAUAUAAUCUUAACAGUUAGUAAUAAUUAAUUUAAUAUAUAAGCUUCAAAGUACCUUGAUAACUGUUUACUAACCAUGUGAUAUGGUAACUGAUAACCAUAUUCUCUACUUAUCUAAUCAUUACUUUAAAGCUGUUAAAAUUUUCUUACAGAUGUUUCCAAGGACAUAUUAUAAAUUGUUAUGUACAUUAGGAAAUAAUACCAACAAUUGCACAUUUUUUAUUUUAGUACUAAUACCACUUCACUGAUAAGAAAGAGGGAAUUUCUGUUUUUGUAACAAGCACUUUUGCUGUUCUGAGAGACAUUCAUGACAUGGCAUACAUAAGAAAAUAGGUGACCAGAUAAAUGUGCACAUGAUAAAAGCUCACAUGAAAAUUCAGCACAGAAGAAAGCCCACUGUUAUAAAUGCUCACACGGAUGAAUGCCCACACUGAUAAAUGCUCACAUGGAAGCAGAAUUUUUACUAAGCAGGGGCAAGAAUUUUCCCUCCUUAAACUGCAAGCACAUGAACUAUGGGGAUACAUCUAACCUCCUUUCUAAUGGGUAACCUUUCCUCAAGAGCAUAAUGGUUGGAAUGUGAAGCUGAACAUUAUCUCCAUCUAAUGCUGAAGUUAAGAAUGUAUGGACUUUUACCUUCACUCUUCCAUAUUUCAUACAAGCACAGGGACAAGUUUAUAAUUACUUUUGUUAAUGUAAUCUGUAUACCAUGCUAUUCUCUUAAAGGUGUUGUACAAAAAGAGAAACUGGGUAAUAUUAAAAUACCAAGAAUCUGAAAAAUGGUGGAUUAUCAGUUAUAGCAUAUGAUAUAUUGCACCUAUGAAAGAACCUUUUAAAUGUUACUUGUCUCAAGAAAUACUGAAUCACUUAAGCUUUCAGAAGGAUAACUACUUGCAGGAUAAACAGCUACAGUUAUUAUGACCCAUGUCAGUGUUAUGAAUAUAUCUGAACUCCAAGGUCACUAAAAUUAACUCUCUAAAUAUUACAACCCCUUAUUUGAGCACCAAAAUUCAUAACUCAAUAGUUCCAUUAUUUGUUUUAUUUUCCAUCUCUUUUAAUCUUAAGAAGCAAAUUAACAUAUUUGAGCAUUCAUGAACUGGGUGAAUUGUUCUACUUAACCUAAGGAAACCAUCUUAAGGACUAUCUAAUACAGAAAUUGUGGUCCCUCUGCAAAAGAACUAUAUUAUUUUUGUAAUCUAAAAUUCAUGGCUUACUGAUAAAUUAAAGUCCUUCACUUCACACAGAUUUUGUUACUGGGUAUUUCCCCAUUGUUUCUCUCAAAGCUGCCCAAAUAAGAUGAAUAAAAACUUAAUUAAAAUGUAUAGAUCUUUAAUUAAAGUAAUCUUUUGUACCUUAAUUUUGUUAUAAAUGCUUAAAAUAUUAAUUUUUUCACAA
Messenger RNA from Zootermopsis nevadensis, 5350 nucleotides. NCBI's taxonomy places the organism in Eukaryota, Metazoa, Arthropoda, Insecta, Blattodea, Termopsidae. The record is from RefSeq and is a predicted model, not a curated record.